CCAUAUGGUAAACAGUUUAGCCAAUGAUACGAUGCGAUCGUGAUCAUGUGACUUAUAAUAAUGGAAUAGUGUCAUAGGGGAUAAUUGUUACACGUACAGACUAGAAAUAAGGAAGAAAACAAAGAAACGAGAGGUCUUCAGUUUCUUUGAAGAUUCGUGUGAUUUCUAAUCACAGUGGCUUUACUUAAUAUAUAAAACAGGAUAAAAAGAAAUAAAAUAAAAAUGGAUAUGGAACAGAAUGGAAAUCAGAACCCAUCCCCCCUGUGCCGUGCUGGGUGUGGUUUCUACGGUAGCUCCUCCUUCGAGGGUAUGUGCUCCAAGUGCUAUAAGGAUACGAUGAAGAAUAAAGAGAACGCCCCCACCCUCAGUGGCCGUCUCAGUCCCGCGUCGGCAACCACUGUCAGCAGCUCAGGUGAAACGGAUUCGGUGGGAAACGUGACCUCGACGUUAGCUCACACCUCUCUAGGUACACCUGAGUCCGGUAGCUCUAACUCCCUGAAGGACCUGGCUGCCAGCACCACCCCCAGUGUAGAGACCGCUACCCCCACUGUCCCCAUCCCCGGGGUCAGCUCUAGUAAACAGGAGGCAGAGAAGGCGGACGUUGCUACAGGAGGGGUUGUUACGGACGUGGCCUCAUCACCAGAUGAUAAGAAAUCAAAGAAGAACCGCUGUACUACCUGUAAAAAGAAAGUGGGCCUUACAGGUUUUCCCUGUCGCUGCGGAGGCUUGUUUUGUAGUAUGCACAGAUAUUCGGACAAGCACGAAUGUGAUUUUAACUACAAGGAACUUGCACAAGAGCAGAUCCGCAAGCAUAACCCUGUCAUUGUGGCAGAGAAAAUUCAGAAAAUUUAAUGCCGUGAAACGUAGGAGUUAUCAUAUUGUUGUCUUCUUCAGACACUUGUGUCUAAAAAAUUUUUUCUUUUUAUUUUAAAAUGUGUGGGUGUUUUUUUGCAUUAAUAGAAACAUCAAAGAGAGAGCUUAUAUUAGAUUUUACAGAAUGGAGGAAUUAAGGAAAUACAUGUAAAAAAAAUUAUAUAUUUUUUGGUAAUUUUAAUUCAAAGGGAUUGAGAUGUUCACUUCUUCAAAGGAAAAAAAUUGUUGAUAGUUUAUUGUUUUUCCCCCCUUUUUUGUGGAAUUUGGAAAGUAUUUAUUAUAAUUAAUAUAUAUAUUGUUUAUGUUUCUUUUGAUAUUUUUUCAGCACUAAUACUUUUUCAGUAUUUUUAUUUCCUUUCAGACACAUUGUAUUUAAGAUAAAUAAUUCUUCAGGUGUGACCAUCAGUCUGUUACAAAGUUAUUACAGCAUGUCAACAUUUUUUCCCUGACAUUUACAUUAUUUAAUGUGAAAAAAUGCAUUUACAGUUGCUUUUUGCAAAUGUGAACUCCACUGUCUGUGUGAUUUUACAAAGAAUUGUGGGAGAAAAGUAAAGAAUUGUGGGAGAAAAGAUUAACAUACAUGUACAUAUGUAUUCUGAACCAUUGUUAAAAAAAAUUUCAGGAAAUAUGAGGGAUAGAGUCAGUUUUUUUUUUUUUUUCUUUGUAUGUUUAAAAUAACAUAGGGGUUGAUCUACGAGUGUUUCUGUGCAUUUUGAAUUGAAAGUUUUAUAUAAAUUUAUGCAUUGAAAUGUUAAGUAUACCCCAGUGCUUGCAGACUUUUAAUAUGCAGAUGCUAACUUUGCCCAGAGGCGAGCAUUAUUUAUGAUUUUUAUUUAUUUCCAAAGCUAUGUUCUCUCUAUCAAAAUAUUUUUCAAUUUUUCUUUUAGAGUAUCAAAAAGUAACAUUAAUGAAAACAUUAUAAUAUUAAUAAUAUCAAUCUAACGUAUAUGUAGUGUUUAUGACUAUUUUUCAAAUAUUGUAAUUGUGUGGGUAUUUUCCCCUCUGUAUUUUACAUUGGACGAUAAAUUGUUUAAUUACUUAGAUAAUUAAUUGUUUACAAAAUGGUAAUUGUACAUAGGAGCUUCUUACACCAGUGCAUGUACAGAGCUUGUUAAGUCCACAAUGUUAUUUUCUGUGUGAAAAUUCAAUUUGCACUAUAACCCUUUAUAAGAAUCUUUUGCCUUUUAAUCCUCUUUUACCCCCCCCCCCCUUUUUUUUCCCUAGUUCUUUUGAUAUGGUCAACUUUGAAUAUAAUAAUAUCCCACAUAUCCCUUGUGUAAAACGUUUUUUAAAACAAUUUUCCUUCUACAUUUAAAUAUACACCCUCACACACCUUUUCAAGAGUGCACUUUUCCCUUAUUCCUAAAGUAGAUCAUUGUAAAUGUUCCCCAUUAUAAAGUAAAAAGUAUUUUUUGAUGUAAAAUACAAUUUGCAGAUUUCUUCUUUUUUAAUUAUGGUGAUUUAUGCAAUUCCACCUGUCUAAUUGAGUAAUUGUUUAUAUCUCCCACACAUGUAGCAUUAUAUUGGUAGGGUUGAUAUGGGAUUUUAGUGUGUGGUCCAUUCAUUGUGUCUGAUGAAAGAACAAUUGUGAUUGGCUGUGUGUGUAAAUGGUAUUUGAAAGAAGAAUUCUGAUUGGUUGUUUAGAGGACAUUUGAAUAAUUGUGAUUGGUUUUCAUUUGAAGAAUGUUAAAGUGAUAUAUAUUGGUUGUCUGUGUUUGAAUGGAGUAUGGAUGUAUAAAGAAGGAGUGAUGUGUUUGUAAAGCUAGAUAUCUAUAAUUAAAAAUAUAUUCAUGUGUAUUGUUAUUAAUUGAUUAUUGAUUUGUUUUAUUAACCAUAUAACAUAGUGAUUUUUUUGUCAUUUAAAAAUCCAUACACAUUUUGCAGUUUUUUCCCCCUCUAUAUAAACAAUGAUAAACAUUAAAAUUUGGUUAUAUGAAAAUAUCUAAGAAAAUAUACACAGACAUGCACAUAUUUGUCAUGUAAUGCACAAGAGUACUUGAAUACAAAUUGUUAUUAGGAUUGUUAUAUUUUUGUUUCUAAACGUGAAAGUCAGUUUUUUUUUAUGUUUGAUUACAAAGCAAGGCAUGCUUUAUUCAAUUUUCAAAUUCAGUGUUGUUGUUAUGUUUUUCUCCAAUUUAAGUAAAGUUCACUUUAUAAAAAUGUUAUGCCCCUUAAACUUCUUGUGUGAAAAAAAUAAUGUGUAUUUGUGUGUACAUGCUUCUACAUUAAAAACAUUGUCACUACCGUUAUAUGCACUUUCUAUACAGUAUCAUACAUACGCUUUUUUGAGAGAAAAAAAAUCCAUUUAACCCUCGUCAGAUUUUUAGUUUCAUUUCAUGGAACGAUUUCAUCAUGAGCUGUGAAAAUAUUUGAAUAAACUUGUUAUAGAU
Saccostrea cuccullata (small rock oyster) is the source of this 3263-nucleotide messenger RNA. RefSeq names its product AN1-type zinc finger protein 5-like. The record is from RefSeq and is a predicted model, not a curated record. Bases 223 to 852 code for a protein of 209 amino acids. Gene Ontology annotation, molecular function: DNA binding; zinc ion binding. The transcript has 6 exons. Lineage: Eukaryota; Metazoa; Mollusca; Bivalvia; Ostreida; Ostreidae.